GUCGCUGGGCCCCUGCUGCGGGUCCGGGCAUGGGGCGGCGGUGAGUUUGCAAGGCGCGCCGCCAGCGCGCUCUUGCUGAGCGACCCCGACAACCCCGAGCACCCAGAUGCGGGGAAGGGCCUGCAGGCGCGCUUGGUCUUUGUCGACCUGGCGCGCGGCGCCCGCCUCGGCCCCCAGCGCUGGGAGGGCGGCCAGAUUCUCCACGAUCUCGCGCACCCUGAUACCGAUCGCCGCUGGCUGUGGGACCUGAUGGCGGUCGACUACGCCGCGCCGUUCCUUUUCGAGUGCGUCACCGCG
Prorocentrum cordatum is the source of this 297-nucleotide messenger RNA. Lineage: Eukaryota; Dinophyceae; Prorocentrales; Prorocentraceae. The record is from the annotation of a GenBank genome assembly.